CCUAAAAUGCCCACCAACCCAAACCCCUCCAAGCAACUACCAACCCACACCAUCCGCCCAGUCUCUCCAAUCGACCUAACCCGGCUAACCGCCUCCCAACAAGCCAUCUACAACUGUCUCCGUUCGCAAGGCUGGACGGACACACACUGCAGCACCUGGCUCCGAAGCACCGACCACAUGCAGGAGUCUCUAUCGGGGUGGUUCCGCGCACAGGGCUGGAGCGAGGAGCAGCUGCGGGCGUUUCGGGAGCGGUGCGAGGAGGAGUUACCGGUGAAUGUUGCGCCGCCGCCGGUUACGGGGGAUGAUGGGUGGCAGGCGGAGUUUGAUUUGCAGGGUAAGUUGCUUGGGGAGGUGGGGAGGAGGAAGAGGGUUGGAGAGGAGAUGGGGGUUGGGUUUGGGGUUGGGAGGAAGAGGAGGAGGGGGUCAGGGUAGUGAUAGUGAUGUAUGUGGUGUUGAAGGUGGAGAAAGAGGAAGAGGUGUGUUUUUUAGGGUUAUGGAUUUGAUGGGUUGGCUUCUGAGUACGGUUUAUGGUUACCUUUUUUUUUUUUU
This is a messenger RNA of Aspergillus pseudotamarii, 549 nucleotides long. RefSeq lists its product as uncharacterized. The coding region runs from base 7 to 432 and encodes 141 amino acids. The record is from RefSeq and is a predicted model, not a curated record. NCBI's taxonomy places the organism in Eukaryota, Fungi, Ascomycota, Eurotiomycetes, Eurotiales, Aspergillaceae. The transcript has a single exon.